Molecule: messenger RNA, 10752 nt
Organism: Coturnix japonica (Japanese quail)
Lineage: Eukaryota; Metazoa; Chordata; Aves; Galliformes; Phasianidae
Source: RefSeq, a predicted model, not a curated record
CAUCUGGAAAAAAUGUUCUUCCUUAUUUCCGAUCUAAAUCUCCCCUCUUUUAGUUUGAAACCACUUCCUCUUGUCCUGUCACAACAGAUACUGCAAAACAUGUCUGUCCCUACUGUUUCCUCCACCCAUCUGUGCCAUAGAAGCUGAGAAAAGAAGACAAUGGCAUUUGGUGGCCUUUGGUGGUCUUUCAAUCUGCCAUUCUUCUUUUUGGGCACUGUGGGGCAUCAGGGUGAAUGUAGGCACAGCCCUGAGUAGUUAGAAACAGUGCCACUUCCCCAUCCCACACCUGAACAUGCUGAACGUGCAUCCCCAACACAGCUUCUUGGAGGAGAAGUGUGAAAGCUCUGCUGAAAUCAAAAGGAACUAAGAGCAAUAGCAAGAAAUUCUUGGUAGAACCAAUAUUUAUUUGUUUUUUUGUUUGUUUUUGAGAGCUGAUGUGUCUUGCAGAACCCCAGUGUGAUUUAUUUUUAAUGCCGCAUGUUUAGCCCUCCUUCACCUUUCCUACAGCUCAGCUUGAGCACUGCUGAAUUGCAUGUGUGGUGUUUACCUCAUUGGUUUUCUGCUUCCCACCAUACACAGCAUAUGUUCUUAUUUAUAACUCAAGCCAGGCACGGUAGCUCAAGCAACUUGUUGAACACACUUGUUGCUAAAGUGCAGCUCUUGCUAUCACAGCUUCUCCCCUCUCUUAUCAGGAUCAAACUCGAUGCAACGUGCACAGCCUCGUUGGGUAGCUCAGUACAACCUAGAAGGGGUGAAGUGACUGACAAACUGCAGCUUUGCUGCUGUUGAGUUCGUGGGAGUUGAGCUGUCUUUUUGCCAGUUGCUAGGCUGGAGACCUGGCACUCAUCUCAGCCAAGAGCGCAGCACUCAUUGUGUGGGCAUUGCUUCCUUUGUCACCAUUGGCUUGGUGUCUAAGAAAAAGCCUUUGUGCUUCUUCUUACAUUUGGGCUAACUUAGGUUGCCUGAGUUUGUUUGUCCCUUGCACAGUGCCCAUGUUUCCUCUGUACAGGCUUCCUCCUGCCUGGUCUCUUUUCUAGGAGGGGUGGAAGGCAUGUGCAUGGCUGCUUGUGUUGAAACCUGUUAGCUGGAGGGAGGGCUUGGCCACAACAGCCUUUAACAGGCUCUCCUGCUGUGUUUUCAGCCAAGUCGUUGAUGUGGGCUUGAUUAUUCAGUGAAUGAAUGCAUUUCCAUUUUGAUUAUGCGCUUGAGAAAGUACAAUAAGUUCAUUUAACGAAUCUUCCAGAUCAUCUGUAAGAAAAAAAGCUGCUCUAAACCUUCUGAUCAUUAUGUUAUUGAAGUAUCUAUUCUGUGCAAGGGGGAGAAGGUGGCACCGUUCCUGUCCCCCACAUGGGAGAUGUGAAUGACCAAGAGGCAAAUAACCUGUCUGGUGAGGCCUGGCAUGGCUUGAACAACCUAUGAAGUGCCGUGGGUUUGCUGUAGAGAGGCUAUUUCAAAAGACAUUUGCAUGGCUGUGGAAGCAACUCUAUUUACUGACUCAUCAGCUGUGAGGGAACUGUGCCGCAUUUUCAUCAGAUAACAAGGAACUGAAAGUAGCCAUUACCAGCAGCCCAUGGAAAGCACAGUGCGAGGAGGUGAGCAGGACAAGGCAGCUCUGGGCUUGUUACACUGGACAGAAGUGACCCCACGUCUGUGGGUCUGUGACCCACAUGCGAACAGCAGCUGCUCGAAGGCAGAAGUGAGAGCAGGGGGAAGAUGACGAGGUAACUCAGCCCCAGUUCAGGUUUCACCAGCAGCCAUUUGUCCCCAGAGUUCAACCUAGAAUAUGUUGUUCCCUUUCAGAUGACACUUCUGCUGCUGGCUCCGCACUUUCAGGUCUCUGCUCCUGCUGCAAGGUUUGGCCAUGGUGCAGGACCAGGCUCUUAGUCCAAGGUCUGAGAGCUGGUGCCCACCCUGACCCUCUCCUCCUGCUGUUUCACAGGCUUUGCUUCUUGGCCCUCCUUGUGCAGCAGAAAGAUAGGAAAAUCUGCUGUUCUGGCAGCAGCAGUGAAGUGUGGACAUUGACAGAGGCUGCUGGAGAUACUGCUCUUUUUAAAAUAAAACCAAACACGAGUUUCUUUUAUCUGCCACUCAGAACUGCAGCUUUUCUACAUAAGAGGACUGAAACUUCUCCCCACUGAACCACUUUCUCACAUUGCCAUCUCAUUUCGGCCCCAGGGGCGAUCAGAACGUGAAGCUGGAGUUGCGGGGGCUGGCAGAAGAGCUCAGUGUUCCUCCCCGAGGUGUCUGCAGAAUGCAGCUCCCCAGCCAACUGGCUGCCCACAGAUGGGUAUUUCCCAGAAAAGGUGAUCUCAGUGCCCCCCCCUCCCCGACAGCCUCCCCACUGUGCCUUGUGCAGAGGCAUCUUCUCAGUGCUGUGGUUGAGAGGGGACCACAGGAGGGCUUGUGCGGGUGGAUAGCGCAGAGCUGAGCCCUGCUGGAGGCAGCUUCUGCAGCACCGCUGUCAGGGUUGAGGCUGCUGACAUUGCAACAGGCACAUUCUGCCUCCAUUGCCCCCAAACGUGGCUGCUGGAGUGAAGCUUCCUGCUGCACUGAGCAUAAAUUCGUCAGGAAUUCCAUUUCCUAAGGGGGGAAAAAAAGAGAAGCUUUUCACUUAGAAAUAAAGCAUAGAGCCAUUUUCCCUCAGACACGGUGAGUGCAAUUACCUGAGGCAUGGAGGGCUGAGAUAACUAGCUCAAUCAGCUCCCUCUCUCCACUGAGACCAUCAUCAUUAUGUCAGAAAAGGCUUUAAGAAGCAAUUCACAUCCCGAAUGCAGAGUCUCCACAUACUGGACCCGGCCUUGUGAUUUCCAUGCAGCAGCUGUAGCAUCACAAGCAAAACUGUCUUUCAGACAGUGCAGUGCUCAUUAUUUUGAGGGCCUUACCCACCACACAAGCUCCCUGUGUUUGCAGUCCCUUUUCCCCAGAGCUGCUUUUGUCUCCUCGUCCUUUAGGAUCAAAGCUUAUUGGCAUCCUAUUUGGAAAGCUCAAUUAACUGCAGCCAUAAGCCUGUGCUUGUCCCCAAAUAUAAUCACGUUUAGGCUGCGCCCUAUGCCCCCACCUCCUCCAUUAUCUAAUGGGCAGUGGAGUAAUGGCUUUCGGUAAUGCUGUUUGAAUGGCAGCAGUUCAGUUCUGGGCUUAAUUUUUUUUGCAUGGUGGAUUGGCAGGGGGAGAAAGGGCCAGUUUGGAUUGCCAGCAAUCCCUAUUUUGCUUUUGGAGCUUUAGGGGACGGACAUGUUCUUCCAUCUCCGCUAAUCUCCCUCUGAUAUCGAGGAUUUUCCUGCCAUUAAAUGAUAGCUUGUGAGAAAAAAAAAAUAAAUAAAAAAUGCCAGCUUCCCAGAGGCAGAAUGCAGCUAAUGGCAUCCCUGUGAGCAGGAGGGAGAGCACAGCCACUGCCCAGCCAGGUAAGCCAUGUCUCUAGUUGCUUUCUGUUGGGAAUUGUAGCUUUGGCUGCUCAGUGUGAUGCCAGCGCCUGUUGCCUGGGAAGGUGACCAGUCCCUGACCAUUGGUCAUCUCUCCCCACCUCAGCCAGGAGCACAGCACCGUCAGCACCGCUGGAGGGAACGAAAACCUGCAGGGUUGGCUGAGAAGGCGGAUGGUGGAAGGAAGGCACCCGGCAGGGACGUGUGGAGUUCUGGGGACCAUCAGAAACCACGCACAAGAGGAUCCUGUUCCUCAGUCUUCUUUGUAAAUAUAGACCUGGCAAUGGGAAAAUGAUGCAGGCAAACAAGAGGGUGAAACCUGUCUCUGCUCUUCCUGUGUGCUUUUAGAUCCCCCAAGUUUGCUUGGCAGACCUGAAAUGCCACUAGUGAAUAAUCAAGGUAAUGUUUGUCGUCAUUUUAAAUGGUGAGUAGCACUCUUAUUCUGCAUUACCCAGUAGUGAGUUGAACGGAUUGUUCUGUAGGUUAGAUAUGGAAUUAUUGCAAGCAUUGCAUCUUCACCCUUCUAAAAUCUCUGGCAAACACUUUUCCCAUCUCUCAUUCUUACAAAUUAUAGUAAAGCAAAAGGGAUCAUCCCUGCAUGGAAUUUUUCUAUUCCUUAAUCUUGCUAAUAUUUGUUACAUUUAUGCUGAAUUAAGGUAACCAUCCUUCGCUCUGACAGUGCUAAAAGCCAACAGCAUCCAUUGUGGGGGGGAGGGAAGGAAGGACUAAGGAUGGCAAGGUGGGAUGUUUCAUGCUGUGUUGGUGAGAGGAGAUCUGACUGCUGGGGGUGAGACUGCGUUCCUGUGAUCGCAGGAGGGGGGAUUUGGGAACACUUCCUUUGCAUGAGAAAGAAGGAGAAUGCAACAAAGGUGCUGAGGGGCUCCUCUGAACUCCUGUUGCCUGGGGGAUGUUUUCCAAUUGGCUGCUCCUCAAGCAUUUGCUUUCAGUGUACUGCGCAGCACAGAGUUACAUUUGUAGAUCUUUCUUAGAUGUGUGCUGUGAAAUGCCACUAGCAGAAGACAUAAAUUUGGCUCUAAAAAACUUUGUGCCUAAGGAGAACAUGCAGGAAGAUGGCUUGGGUGCAGACAUCUCCUUUAAUCAAGAGAUCAGAGAGCAGGCAGGGAGGGAAAGGAGGGGAUUUUGCUCAUUUCUACACAGCACACAGUGCACACAGCUGCUGGGGGAGGUUUGCUCCAAAGGCCAUGGAUGGGACCAAGGUUGGAGUAGAUGUAGCUGAAUGCUGAGCUUGCUUGGGACAGUCUCACAUAUGGGGCAACCUAUGCACAUAUGUCCCCGUGGAUGUCAUCCUGAACCCAUGCAAGGCACUUGUUCCAGCAACAGUACUUCCAUCAGCUGUUUCCAGACAGCCACCUGCAGCCAAACAUUUGGAAACAGGCAAAUCCUUAAUCUGGCUGAACCUCAGUUUAUGUAACAGCAUCAAAAAAAUAACAUGCCCCUGUUUGCACACAGUGAUGAGGGGAGCAAAAGAAACAGCUCCUGUGCAAAGACAGAGCCAACUGAGGCCAGUGCCUUGUCCCCGCGUUUGUCCCUUGGAUCCUCAUCCAUUGCCUACCCAAUGCCCUGCUAAAGUCAGUAGAAGGGUUUAGGAAAAAGGGGGAAGAGAAUAUGAAGAAAUGUCAGAUUGCAUAGAAUCUUUCCUACCUUUCCAAGCUCUUCCCUGUUUCUUUUUGAAUGCCUGUUUUGCUAAUUCUCCAGUCAGCAUAGCAUGGCCAGGCUUGGUGGGAACUCAUUCCAACAGAAGCCAGAGACGAAGUCCUUCUGGGGUGCACCCUCCAUUUACCUCAAUCUGCCUUCUAGGCCAGUGACCAAUGGACAGUUUGGGCUGACCCGGGUGGAGAGGCUGCUGGGUUGGUGCCAAUGGGCACCUGCUCCUAGUCGAAGAAACUUCAGGCACUGCAAACAAUACCAUGUGUGUUGCUUUUCAAAAGGAUGAAGGGCAGAGCAAUUGUUGCUCACACUGCCGUUUGAUCUGUGCAGUGAAACCUUGGGUACUGUGAAGACAAAUGGAUGCUUGCUGAAAGUGAUCCUUCCUUGCACAGCACCUCACGAAUGUCUCUUAAUCAGGAACACAGCUUAAUAAGGAACAAACAAUACAGCUGUAGUGGGCCAUCACUGUACUGCAUGGUAGCAGGGAGAGGUGGUCCAGCUGCUGGGAGCCUCCCUCAGACAGUGAGACAGAGAAUGGGGAGAAGCCCCUUCCUUGCCCUUUGGCCCCUGGGACUAGCCAGGCACAUUUCAGUGCUCAUGUGGUCCCUACAAUGCUGUUAAUAAGGACGGUUAAUGGAAAGGAUGAUAUUAUUUCCUGUGGAAAAAAAAAUAUGAAAGGAUUUCACUUCUGUGAGGGGCAAUGAACAGCAGCAGGAAAAACACCAUUUGGGUGAGAAGCAGGUAAGAUGUGUCUUUGAGAGAGGUUACAAAGUCAGAUCUGUAGUAUUCAGUUCUGGCUCUAAUGAGUUUGUUGUUUAGUCAUCUUGCUGCUAGGAGUUUCUUUCCACAAGAAGUUCCAGCCUAUGCUGGAACUCGUUCCCUUCAUUCUUCUCUGAUUUAUCCCCAACAGCUUUUACCUUCUUGGACAUUCACCUGCUUGGGACUAACUUGACAAGAAACCACACAUCACUCAGGUGGCAAACUGAUAAAAUGACUGGAAGUGUCUCCUCCCACCAAACCCAUGACACUAUGGUGACUGUCUUAAGAAUUGGCAAAACCACUCCCCUGGUGCAACUUGAGGCCAUUCCCUCUCGUUCCAUCUCUAGUUACAUGGGAGAAGAGGUCGACCUUCAUCUCACCACAACCUCCUUUCAGGUGGCUGUAGAGAGCGAUAAGGUCUCUCUCUCGAGCUUCCUCUUCUCCAAUGGAAGAUGGAACAAUCCCAGUUCCCUCAGCUACUCCCCAUAAGGUUUAUUCUCCAGACCAUUCACAGCUUCAUUGCCAGAGCUGCAAUGUCAUUCCUGCAGUGAGGGUCCCACAGUUACUGUCCUUCAAAGCACCUCUGCAGGCCCUGCAGCCAAGCUCUAUCCCCACCAGCUUGCAAAUCAUGGGAAUGCUGAGUCCAUGUGGCCCAACCCUCAUUCCAGCAGUGACAUUCAGAUCAGGGUGGCCAGGACCAUGUCCAUGUGGCUUCUGAAGUUCUCUAUGAAGACUUCACAGCCUUUGUGGGCAACCUGCUCCAAUCAGGCUGGAUGAUAUCCCCUCUUAGGGAAAGAAAUUCCACAGAAAGGAUGCAGUAGGAAACUCACGCUUUCCCAGAGGGUCUAUAAACACCAUCAGAUUCCUAGGAGUUAUUCAUAAGGGCUUCUUAGCACAGGCAUACAAAUACCGUGUGACAAUUAGCCUUCCUAGAAGGGAGGCAGAGGCAGCAUAAUAUUUCUUCUUGUGUCAUAACUAAUAUGUUUGCUAAUGUCUCCUUUUUUUCUCUUCUCACACCUUUAUGGGGUCGGCACAAUCCUUGCUGUCAGUGAUCCUUUGGGUGCCCCAUGUCCACGCGGUGUGGGCCUGCGUGCGGUCCUGCCCUGCCAACUGUGUGUGCACCCAGGAGCGGAGCUGCUCUGUCCUCUGCGACCGUGCUGGCCUGGGGCAGAUCCCCAGUGAAUUCCCUUGUGAAGCUUCCUCUAUUAACCUGGACAAAAACAGCAUCAAAUUCCUCUCUGAGAGGGCCUUCGGUACUUUGCCUUCCCUUAAAUCCCUGUCCCUCAACCACAACAAUAUUUCCUUCAUCACUCCGGGGGCUUUCAAAGGGCUGCCCAGCCUGACAGAGCUGAAGAUGGCCCACAACGAAUACAUCCGCUACCUGCACACACGGACAUUCACUGCUCUCCGGCGGCUGGUCAAGUUGGACCUGGCGGACUGCAACCUUUUCAACAUCCCAGACAGGAUCUUCAUUGAGCUGCCCUCUCUGCAGGAGCUUUUCUGCUUCCAGAACAACUUCCGAAGGAUCCCUGGUGCCAUCAGGGGCAUGGAGAAUCUGACCCAUGUCUACCUGGAAAGAAACAGGAUUGAAGCGGUAGCCUACAACUCCCUACAGGGCCUGACCAAGCUGAAAUACCUGAAUCUGCAAGACAACAGGAUAAAUGUUGUUCAUGAGCGAGCUUUUCAGGGCUGCCGAAAGAUGGAGUACCUGUACCUGAAUGACAAUUUGAUCAGCGAGCUUCCGGAAAAUUCCUUUGAUGGCCUGAGGUGCCUGAAAAUGCUCAACCUAGGGGGGAAUUUCCUCAGGAACGUUUCCAACACUUGGUUCAGGGACCUGGUGGAGUUGGAGGUCCUCUAUCUGGACCGCAACAGGAUCAACUACAUUGAGGAGGGGGCUUUUGAGAACCUCACCAGCCUGGUCUCCUUGCACUUGAACAGCAACAACCUGACGACCCUGCCCUUCUCUGUCUUCCAGCCUGUGUACUUCCUGGGACGGCUGUACCUCUUCCGCAACCCCUGGGAGUGCGACUGCCGCAUUGAAUGGCUGAAGGAGUGGAUGGAGAACUACAGACUCGUCAGGGACAUUCCCUGUGCCUCCCCAUCCUCUGUAGCUGGGAUUGACCUAAUGGACGUGCUCUAUGAUAGAUCACCAGAAGGUUACUGUCUUGACCCUGUGGAGCUAAAUGUCACAUCUGACAGCCCGACCCCAAGUGGCGAGCCUUUCUCUACCACAGAGAGCAGGUUCAACAGCCUUAUUUCUAAACUCUUGCUUCAGAUGGGUCUUCCUGAAGAGGUGGUGAACACUACUGAAGUCUUCAGUAAUGCUACGCAACUGGAUGGACUCACCGAUGGGGUUACUUCUGGCACACGGGAAGAGAGGAGCAAAACCAUCUCCCUCUCUUUCCACCUCCCAGCACUUCUUACAGUGGUUAUUUUCCAGAGCAAGUAGUGCAAAAGCUGCUUGAAUCAUGCGUCCUGAUGGAGCUUUUAGUCUUUGUCCCUUCUUUGCAUGGGCACUGCCCAGGGUUGCUAUAAAACAUUGCCAGCCCUUUUAAACAGGAGGGUGGUACCUAUGGAGGGUCUGGGGUGAACAUGGUGUUUUGGGUUUGAUGUCAGAUAGGGAUUUUGUUCUUCUACCUGCUGUCCUGACACAUCUGGUUGGAAAACCAGAGAUACCCAUUUUUGUCAAAACAGUCUUCCCCGAGGAAAAGCUUUCAACACAACAGUUCACUCCUCAGUGUUUGUUUCAAGUGUUCAAUUCAUUUUUCAAUGAAUAUAUUGUUUCAAGGAAUAUACUGUUUUUAUUUAUUGGUUAUUUCAUGUCCUGAUAGCAGGAGCGGAAUAUGGCAAUGACAAAUGUAGACAGGCUGUAUUGUACUGUUUUAUAUUUCUAUCAGUCAUUAAUAUUUAUCACACAAUACUUACCAUACAUGACAUCAUAUUGUGGUAUACAUGUUCAUAUAAAAUGUUAGGACAUAUAUAAUCCCUUAUUACUACUAAAAUGUCACAAAAUUAGAAUAAAAAUGGAAAUGCAUUUAAACUACCCUUUCUAACAUUUCCCUAAACCUUUGUUUUCUCCACCCUUGCUUUUUCACAAACAGUUCAGUGUAAACAUGAACUCCAGAGACCAUCAAAUCACAGAAUGGUUUGAGCUGGAAGGGACCUCAAAGCCCAACCAGCCCAACCCCUGCCAUAGGCAGGGCUGCCCCCCACCAGCUCAGGCUGCCCAGGGCCCCAUCCAACAUAGCCUUGAGAUGUUGAAGAUAUCCAUGGUCUGGUAGCUCUGGACAUAGCCAUUUCUGACACACAACUGGUUUUGUUCACCUGCAGAAAUUAAGGGUCAGUGCUACUGUAUGGUUGGACAGGGAUCCUGUGGAUACCAUGGAACACAAGAUUUGUAGAUGAGAGCCUGGUGUGAGGUGGCACAUCCAUUAGCUCCCCAUCCUUCCCCUUCCCCAUAUCACCGUCCAGUGGCCACUCAAAAACAGAAGCAAAGGACAGGACAAUAGACUUGGGCCUUUGAACAGUAUUGGGUGACAUAGAAGUUUCAUGCAAGAAACUUCUUGCAAAAGAGUUCAAUGCUUUGAAUCAUAGCAUCAUAGAAUAUCCCAAGUUGGAAGGGACAUGUAAGGAUCACUGAAUACAUAAGGAGCACCAGAAAAGAUACGUUGGGCCAGGUCUGGCCAGCCUGGAGCAGCUGUGACCAGGAGCUGGUCCCUUGGUCUCAAACAGUGCCAGCACUUGAGCAUGCCAAGGGAACAACCCGCAAAGUGUCCCACAGACUUUGUAGCAAACUUCUGUGGUGAAAGCUGACACGAACUCACACAAAAUAACUAUGCACUCCUAACGUGCCACAGCAGCUGCUUCCUUAAAUGGAAGCUCCUUUUUUUCUCCCUGUCCUAAUAUGCCCAUGCAUUUUGUCACCAAAAAGGCUUCAGGACUUGCUCCUCAGGGUUGCCUGGUUUUGUGUGCAGAGAAAAUGAUCUGCUGCUUUGUAAUUGGCACCAGGAAUUUCUAAGAGUGGUCAACACCAGGCAAUCCCUGUCAGAAUGGCCCCUCAGCUAUCUGUAAUUAGACCACAGCUUUUUCCCUCAGUGAAGAAAGAUGGCAGAUGGUUUGAUAAAUGCCUGCUUGACCUGUUCCACGAACUAAAUGCAAUGAGUUUGGAUUUCCAGGCUAUUUAUGAAUCCAUUAAUCUUCUUAAAAGCUAAAUUCAUCUCUGUAUUAUGAAAGGCUGUUUUUCAAACCCAGUCCAGCCAAAUGCUGUAGAUGCACAUUAUGUUAAGGAUGCUUCUACAGGAGCAGUGCUUCAUCCUGUCAGGAAAGGUUUGUCAAUAGGUUUGACACAGUCAGUGGCACAGUGGGAACAAAAGGUCAUGUUUCACUUCCUGUAGGAUGGAUGUUCGAUGGGUGAGUUGUUUUAUGACCCAUGCUUUCAUUUUCUGUGCUGAAAUACAUUAGAGCUGAGGAUUGUCUUCCUGUGUAAUUGAAAGAGUAUGGCUUUCAAGUUAAUUAUUGCUUCAGAUAUGCUUCUUUAUCUGCAAGAAUGGCAGAUAGAUUAGAGCUGAAUGUGAAAUGCCUGAAAAUGGCAGAGAUUCCUCUGUGAAGUAAAGGACAAGGAGAGUGUCUGUGAUAUACUGCAGCAUGACCAUAGAAAUAUGGAACCAGAGGAUUAUAGAAUCAUAGAAUCACCAAGGUUGGAAAAGACCCCCAAGAUCCAGUCCAACCGUCCAUCAAUCGUCAAUAUUCUCCACUUGCCAUGUCCCUCAGUACAAUAUUUACACAGCUCUUGAACACUUAUAGGGACUGUGACACAACCACCUCUGUUCCAAUGUCUUACUACUCUUUCAGAGAAGAAUUUAUUCCUAACAUCCAACCUGAACCUCCCCUGGUGAAACGAUGCCAU